AGUAUAAGAUGCUUUGUGUUCCAGUCUCGUCGAACACAAGGUUAACGUACUUUCCUGGUUAGAUAGACUCCUGMGGACAGUAUAUUGUGACACUCUUUUCACUCGAAAUACUCUAUUCACUAUGAAGGGCAUCAUUACUGGUGGUACUCGUGGGUUGGGAUUCAACAUCGCUGAAGAUAUGGCCAAAGAAGGUUACACUCAUCUCAUCCUCACGUACAACUCCAACGACGAAGCGGCGCAAAACGCUAAGACAGCACUGGAAAGCAAAUACCCUGUYAAAGUGUCGGUGCUUAAAGGAGACAUUGGACAAGAGACGACCAUAGAUGAAAUUUUUGAGCAUGCUAAAGAAGCUUUCGAUGGAGUCCUAAACGCUUUCGUGCAUAAUGCUGGAGCCGCAGUUGGAAUUACCUCAGGAGCCGAGACAGAAGAUGCAAGAAAAGCUGCACAGAGCUACAAAGACAAUAUCGGAAGUGGGGAGUUCAAAAAUUUCUCGACCUACGACUAUUUUCAGAAUAUUUAYCCGAAAUGUUUUAUUCGCUGCGUAGAACAAGCAGUGAAAAUGAUGGAAGAUGGAAAAGGUUUCAUCAUUGCCGUGUCUACCUAUGGGUCCAAUGUGUUACAAACCCCGAAACCUGGUUACGCAAUUACAGCACAGGCUAAGGGCUGUAUGGAACUUUUGGUCCGUUACUAUGCCCAGGCUCUAGCCCCACGUGGUAUAACUGUUAACGCUGUCAUCCCAGGUUAUGUUAUGUCUGAUGCUUGGCACAACAUGACUAAAUCCAUUGGUGGUAUUGAAUCAGAAGCUGUCAAAAAGAGAAUCCAGGGGACCCCUAUGAGGCGAUUUGGUGAGGGUCGUGAGUUCAGUCAAGUAGUUUCCUUCCUGUGUUCUCCAAGGGCGAGUUUCAUCACCGGGGUGGCCCUCCCUGUCGAUGGGGGUCUUCAUCUGCAGUAGACUUGUGGGGAGGCUAGGGUGGUCUCUAAUUAUCGUGUUUUGCAUGGGAGUAAUUAGGGUUAUAACUACAUCAGGCUGAAACACUGAUACGUCGUUUGAAUAGCUUAUCUUCUUUCAUUUUUUUUUUUCAAGCGGUUUUAGUUUUUGUGUCCAGAGAGUAAAAGAGAGCACAUGAAUUUAUUGCUCUAGAAUAUAUCGUAUUUUAGCUAAGAGCUGCAUGUGAACGAAGACAAGUUUAUAAAAGACGGAACGCAUUAGUGUGAACAAGCCUGACAGUGCACAAAAUAUAUCCAUGAAAUAUCUGCUAACUUGUUAGCCCGUAUAAUAUCAUUAGAGUUAGAGUAAUUGUCAGAAAUUUCGUUGGCUUCUUCCUUUACUAUGACUAACAAAAAAGAUAGUCUUUUUCUUUCUUAUUUCACGGAAGUAAAAAAUGUUAUUUCACGGAUAUAUGGCAUGCACAAGUAUCUGAGAAACAGCAGUAAUAAUAUGUGUAAAAUUGGGGAUUUUCAAUGUGAAUAAAGUGCAAAUGACAAGAAAAUGCCUCAAMCUCUGUGAUUGUAUCAAACUUAUAAAUGUAUAAAUAGCAAUUUUGAAUAAUCGGAUGACAAACAUAGUCUACGAUAUUGUAGCCUCUACUCACCGAAGUUUUACUUCACACGAAGGARAAAAAAUCGAAAAUGAAUACCUAAAUCCAAACUAUUUGUGAAAUUAAUUGCGCUUUUGGUCAUGAAUGUAGAAAAAAAAAAGGAAUCAAAAGAAA
This is a messenger RNA of Exaiptasia diaphana, 1712 nucleotides long. RefSeq names its product enoyl-[acyl-carrier-protein] reductase [NADPH] FabL. Bases 122 to 952 code for a protein of 276 amino acids. The transcript is spliced from 2 exons. NCBI's taxonomy places the organism in Eukaryota, Metazoa, Cnidaria, Anthozoa, Actiniaria, Aiptasiidae. Gene Ontology annotation, cellular component: intracellular anatomical structure. The record is from RefSeq and is a predicted model, not a curated record. Gene Ontology annotation, molecular function: oxidoreductase activity, acting on NAD(P)H, oxygen as acceptor.